CCUAGCUCUGGAGGGUGGGAGGGUACAGUGAGGUUGAAGAAUUUUUGGUGUCUCCACUGGUGUUUUGAAGAUGUCAGAGGAAGGUGGCUUCCCCUCGAAGCGACCACGCCUUGAAAGAGACAACACUUUAAUUACAAACAAUAACAGUGAAUCAGAUGUCCCAUCGACCAGUGGGGUUGUAGUGGCUGGUUGUUCUACAUCUCAGGAAGUGUGUAAACAAAGCCAUUCUGUACCAAGAAACUGUGCUUUAGAGAGGGAGUCACCCAUUGGUCAGCCUGUGCCAACAUUAUCCAAUCAGGGUAAUGCUGCCGAAUCACCUGCCAAUGAGGGACCAGGACAGAGUAGAGCAAUGGGUAUGACGGAGGGUGAAACAAUACAACAAGUUGCUUCUCCUUCCUCAAGUCAAGAUCACACUGAAGAGACCAAUGAAAGCACUGUGACCCAGCCUUCAACAGCAAAUGAAAUCACAGACUCAGACAAAGCAGCCAAUCAGAAACCAGGACAGCCAGCCAAUGAGGUUACAGAAUCACCUUUUGCAGAAGUUGUCACAGUGGACAGGUCCAUUGCAAUGAAAUUCCUUCAGAUUGAGGCAAACUUGUGCGAGACACUGAGACACCUCGUGUUUCGGGAUCCGGUCACACAUUUGUACAAUCCUCUGGACUACGCACGUGAGACACACAAGGACUAUGUCAUGAAGUACUGCUGUUCUCACAAAGAUGUGCUGUUCUUGGGGAUGAACCCUGGUCCUUUUGGGAUGGCACAGAAUGGGGUUCCUUUUGGUGACACUACGUUUGUGAAGAACUUCCUGCAGAUCAGUGGGAAGGUGAACCCCCCAGUUGUCCAGCACCCAAAACGACCCAUCACCGGCCUGGACUGCACCCAUAGCGAGGUGAGCGGCACUCGUUUCUGGGGCCUUUUCAGUUCGCUCUGCAAAACGCCCCAGAACUUCUUCCGGCGCUGUUUCGUGCACAACUACUGCCCGCUCGUGUUCAUGACCAAAACGGGGAAGAACGUCACCCCGCCGAGUUUGCACGUAACACAGCGAGAGCCAUUGCUAAGCGCGUGCGACACCGCCCUGGUCGAGGUCAUCCGAUUGCUCCAGGUGAAAACGAUCGUUGGCGUGGGAAGGUUCGCACAAGAGCGGGCUCAGUACGCGUUGAAAAUGGCGGGGUUGAAUAUUCCAGUUUUGUUCAUAAUGCAUCCGAGCCCUAUCAACCCCCAGGCCAACAAAGGAUGGGCUGCACAGAUGAUGGUUGAGUUUGAAGAGUUAGGCAUUAUGAGGUACCUAGUACCUACGUCUACAGGUUAGGCAGAUAGGCAACCACUACACAAGCUUCAUACUUGUUAGGCAGUAAGGUUAACUGUUUUACUGUCGAGGUUUCUCUUAAUAGUCUUAGGCUUUAUUCGGGACAGAGAAAAAAUUAAAGGGAUCAAAUUUAUGAAGAUGAAGCCAAGUUUGGCUUAUACUUAUGUAAGCAAUGAUUAUUUUAGUUUCUUGUAAUAUUGUUUUGUUUCAUAUUCUAUAUGAUUAUAGCCAUUUUUAUUUUAUAUAUUCAUUGAUACUAAAGAAAUAUUUAAUUCCUGUUGUUGACAUCUUUAUCAUACAUUUAAAUAUUUCAACGUCAUACACAUAUGAUAAGAUUGUGUUUUUUCACCUAUAACUUAUUUCAGAACAUGUGCUGGUUAAGAACCAUGAAUUUGACUUUACAAAAAUCCUUAUCAAAUCACUAAGACAGAGAGAAAGAUUUCUUCAAUUUUUCCCCCAGACCUGUUUCAUUGAAAUGUUCGAAUUCUUUCUUGUGAAACAGCAAAGUGUUCUCUAGAAUGUAGCUUAAAAAACAGGUCCCAGGCCUCAGCACAGCUGGAUAUGAGGAGGUUGACUGUCCUCAUAAACAUGGCAGUCACCUUGACCCUUGUGGUGACCUCUGACCUCCGCAUGUCAGAGAGAAUUUUGCCGGAGAUAUAUUUCAGCUGUACAGACUGUAUUAGUCUCUUAGUCAGUUAGGCAGGAUUGACAAUGCACAGUCCAGGGCCUGACUAGUUAGUCACUUUCUUUCUACAUACACUUCUAGAUCUGAUGUAGAAGAACUGUUACAAAAAGGCAAGGUCAUAAAAUUGUGUUUCAAAAGUUAACAUCUUUGAUAAUGAUUUCCCUUGUUGGAAAAAUUUUGGUUGAAUUGUGUUUACAAUUGUUCAGCUGGUACCUGCAUUGAAUUGUAACAGUAAGAUCUAUCAGAGAAUUAUGUGGCCAUGUUAGAGUACAUACAUGUACAUGUGUAUCACCGGCACUAUAUUGUCACAAAGCCUCAUUGAUGAAACAUAAAAAAGCAGAAUUAUACCAUCUUAGAUAAAUGUUUUGCAGAAUGACAUGUUUUGUCAAAAAAGAUACCUACAUUACCAACUUGAGGACAGACCUGGAGUCAAAAUCAAUUGUUUUCCUAUCAAAGUGUACAUGUACAAAAAAAAACUUAGGUUGAUACUUAAAAUUGAUUUCUGUGAAUUUUUGCUACCACUAUAUAACUCCAUGUCGGAAAAGAAUGACACCAAAAGUCAUGCUCCUGUGUUAUUAUCAGAUUGUUGCUG
Molecule: messenger RNA, 2583 nt
Organism: Branchiostoma belcheri (Belcher's lancelet)
Lineage: Eukaryota; Metazoa; Chordata; Leptocardii; Amphioxiformes; Branchiostomatidae
Product: single-strand selective monofunctional uracil DNA glycosylase-like
Biological process (GO): base-excision repair
Molecular function (GO): single-strand selective uracil DNA N-glycosylase activity; oxidized pyrimidine nucleobase lesion DNA N-glycosylase activity
Source: RefSeq, a predicted model, not a curated record